CAUAAAUCAGUUCCAUUUCCUGUUAGUAAUCACUCAAUUCUUCAAAGUUCAGUAUUUUGUUUGUUGUUUACUUCAACUUUGCUUACUGCAUGGAGUCUGUGAAUCAAACAGUUUCAGAGCUUCACCACCCCACCAAGCCACCGUCUGUGGUCCCUGUGGGGACCUGCAGUGGCACCCUGGGGAGCCACCUGGCACGGCGGCUAGUGGAGAUCGGUGUCAAGGACGUCUUCUCUGUUCCUGGUGACUUCAACUUGACCCUCUUGGACCACCUCAUUGCAGAGCCGGAGUUGAACCUCAUCGGCUGCUGCAACGAGCUCAACGCUGGGUAUGCAGCUGAUGGGUAUGCCCGUGCAUGUGGCGUGGGGGCCUGCGUGGUGACUUUUACUGUUGGUGGGCUCAGUGUGCUAAAUGCCAUUGCCGGUGCUUACAGUGAGAAUCUGCCGGUGAUUUGCAUUGUUGGUGGGCCUAAUUCCAACGAUUAUGGAACCAACAGGAUCUUGCAUCACACCAUUGGGUUGCCUGAUUUUACCCAGGAAUUAAGGUGUUUUCAGACGAUUACCUGUUUUCAAGCAGUGGUGAAUCAUUUGGAUGAUGCGCAUGAGCUUAUAGAUACAGCGAUUUCGACUGCUUUGAAGGAGAGCAAGCCAGUUUAUAUUAGUAUAAGCUGUAAUUUGCCUGGGAUUCCUCAUCCAACGUUUGCCAGAGAGCCAGUACCCUUCUUUCUUGAUCCAAAGGUAAGCAAUCAAUUGGGAUUGGAGGCAGCCGUGGAAGCUACUGCUAAUUUUCUCAAUAAAGCUGUGAAGCCUGUCCUUGUGGGUGGGCCCAAGUUAAGGGUUUCAAAGGCACAGAAAGCCUUUGUGGAACUUGCCAAUGCCAGUGGAUAUCCAAUAGCUGUGAUGCCCUCAGGCAAGGGAUUGGUGCCAGAACAUCAUCCUCACUUCAUUGGAACAUACUGGGGUGCUGUCAGCACCAGUUAUUGUGGGGAGAUAGUGGAAUCUGCUGAUGCCUAUGUUUUUGUUGGUCCAAUCUAUAACGAUUACAGUUCUGUUGGAUACUCCUUGCUGAUUAAGAAGGAGAAAGCAAUUGUAGUUCAGCCUAAUCGCGUAACUAUUGGCAAUGGUCCUUCCUUUGGAUGGGUUUUCAUGGCUGAAUUUUUGACUGCAUUAGCUAAGAAAUUGAAAAGAAACAGCACUGCCAUGGAGAACUACCACAGGAUCUUUGUCCCUCUGGGCAUCCCUCUGGAACUUGAGAAAAAUGAGCCUUUAAGAGUCAAUGUUCUAUUUAAGCAUAUACAGGAAAUGUUGAGCGAAGACACUGCAGUAAUUGCUGAAACUGGGGACUCAUGGUUCAACUGUCAGAAGCUCCGCCUUCCAGAGAACUGUGGAUAUGAAUUCCAGAUGCAAUAUGGAUCCAUUGGCUGGUCAGUUGGCGCCACCCUUGGAUAUGCUCAAGCUGCUAAAGACAAGCGUGUGAUUGCUUGCAUCGGUGAUGGGAGCUUCCAGGUGACCGCUCAAGAUAUUUCAACAAUGAUUUGUUGUGGCCAAAGAACCAUAAUAUUCCUUAUCAAUAAUGGAGGCUAUACCAUUGAAGUAGAGAUUCAUGAUGGGCCGUACAAUGUCAUCAAGAAUUGGAACUACACCGGCCUUGUUGAUGCCAUCCAUAAUGGUGAAGGCCAAUGCUGGACUGCCAAGGUACGCACCGAGGAUGAAUUGAUAGAGGCAAUUGCUAAGGCAACAGGAGCAGAAAAGGAUUCAUUGUGUUUCAUUGAAGUUAUAGUGCACAAGGAUGACACCAGCAAGGAGCUGCUCGAAUGGGGAUCCCGAGUUUCUGCCGCUAACAGCCGGCGUCCAAACCCUCAGUAGUGCUGUUGACUGACGCCUCAAUCAGCAUUUGGGAGAAGGGAGACUUGACAUGCAUAUCAUAAUAUUGCGAAAAAUAAGACGUAGGAUAUAUUUGCUUUUAAUUGCUCGGCUGAGGUACUAGUACUGGAAUCCUGUUUUUGUAAGGUUCAACGUGUGUACGUGUGGGUGUGUGUGUGUGUGUGUGUGUGGGUGUGUGUGUGUUUUUU
This is a messenger RNA of Rubroshorea leprosula, 2068 nucleotides long. NCBI's taxonomy places the organism in Eukaryota, Viridiplantae, Streptophyta, Magnoliopsida, Malvales, Dipterocarpaceae. The record is from the annotation of a GenBank genome assembly.